GAGAAAAUUCCCCCGGCUCUCGUUUCUUGGGCCUCUCUCUCUACCUUGUAACAAAACAUUAAAUGUUUUUGUCAUGAUGUGAGGACACCAAAAAGCAUUGAAGAGCAUCAUUCUUUUCACUCCAACAAGUACACUGUAUUGGCUUCGACCGUUCAUGGACACUGUAAUAAACCAUGAAUGGAGGCAUAGGUGACCACAGAUAGAAAAAAAUACUUUGAUUGAAAAUCUCAUGUCAAAACAGCUCAGAAAACCAGCAGGUGGAAAAGCUAAUUGUGCAGGUGGAGCCCACCAUACUGUUUGUUGAGCGCUGUGAGUUCCCCCAUCUAAGACAUCCAUUUUCUAUAUUAUCACUUGUCCUCAUUAGGUUCGCUGGUGAAUUUUACCCCAUCCCAGCCGACUCUUGAGUUGGUGACCAGUCAAUCGCACUGAAUGGAAAUGAAACUCGCAGUUUGCACCAAAUUCGGCCGAGUGAACGUUACGCCGUCGGCGCCUCCAAAUUUCUUCUUGUGGAGAUUUCUGAGUCCAUUGUUGAGGAUCAAGGCGGUUGAACCAACAUGGGAAUGUGGUUUUAAGGCAUUCCAGUGAGCACUGUGGCUGGCUCAUCUUGCCAAAAUGGCACUAAUCCCCCCCACCUCGCCCGGGAGAGCCCCACCCCUUAAAUUGUUGAAUCACAUUCACUUUAACCGAUGCUACAAAGUACAUCAAAUGCAGUCAUGGCUCACAAUGUUAAUCAGUCUACAUCGUAUCCUCUCCCGAAAGAACACAUCGCAUUUUGUUCAUCCUCUAAAAUAAAACCCGCCUGUGUAUCACUCUCCAUUGAGCACGCUUGACAAAAACCCUCCUAUAUGGCACUUUCAGAUGUACUCUCGGCUCUCUCCUGACACGCUGUUGCUUCCGCUGAUCGGCCUCACGUUCCUCUUCCUCCCCGCGGCGCACCCUGCAAAAUGCCCGAAGGAGUGUGUGUGCGACCAGAUCCAGCUCACCGUCACCUGCGUCAACAAGAACCUGACUGAGGUUCCUCCCACUGUGGACGAGAUAACAGUGAAAUUGGACCUUCGAGGGAACGACAUCCAGGAACUCCCCACCGGAGCUUUCAGACAAACCCCGUACCUCACUCACCUGUCUCUGCAGCGCUGCAACAUCCGUAGGGUGAAGGAGGGAGCGUUCCGAGGCCUCGGCCGCCUGGUCUUCCUCAACCUGGCAAGCAACAACAUUGACAUCCUCUACCAGGAGUCCUUCGACGGUCUAUCUUCGCUGAAGCAGCUCAUGAUUGACCGGAACCGCGUUGAGGAGAUCCAGCCCGGAGCGUUUUCGCAGCUCGGCUUCCUCAACCUGCUCUCGCUUACGCACAACCAGCUCGUCUACAUCCCAAACAUGGCCUUCCAGGGCUUGCAGAACAUCAAGUGGCUUCGCCUCAGUCACAACUCUCUCAACUACUUGGACAUCGAAGCCUUUGCGGGCUUGUUCACGCUGAACCGGCUCAGUCUGGACCACAAUGAGCUGCAGUUUUUCCCAACUGAGACCAUGACCAGAUUGCCAGGAGUGACCCGCCUGGACAUGAGUUACAACCCCAUGACGUACCUGGGUGAGGAGUCCGUAUCGAUGGCCAAGCUGAGUCACCUCUUCCUGGACCACAUGUCCCUCCAGGACCUGGCCAACACGGCCGUAUCCAAGUCCCCCGGCCUCACCCACUUGGAUCUCAGCUUCAAUCAGCUCCGUGUCAUCCAACCGUUCUCGGACGGCACCCCGGAUCUGGCACGCCUCCACCUGGCCGGAAACCCCAUUUACUGUAACUGCUACAUGCGUCCACUCAGAGAGUGGGCCAUCCGUAGUAAGGUGAAGCUGGUGGGAACAUGCGCGGGACCGUCACAUCUCUCCGGAGAAAUGCUCGAGGCCGUUCACCCUCCGGAGUUACGCUGUCAGACUCACGAGGCCAUGCUGAAGGCGGAGUUUAAGGAAGCAAAUCGAAGAGCGCCGCCACCCACCGAGGAGCCGGAGAGCAAAGUCAAAUGUCCCGCAAACUGCGUCUGUGAGAUCGAGGCGCACCAUUCCUCCUGUGAGAACCGCGGUCACACCAAAGUUCCUCGGGGUUUCUCUCCGGACACGCGCCUACUGGACCUGCGCGGCAACAACUUCCACUACAUCCCGAGCAACAGCUUCCCCGGCGUCACCCAGGUGGUGUCACUGCACUUGCAGCGCUGCAAAAUCGUGGAGGUGGAGAACGGAGCCUUCAAUGGCAUGAAGGGGCUCAUUUACUUGUACCUCUCGGAAAAUCUCAUCUCAUCCCUCAGCCCCGAAGCAUUUCAAGGACUCCCUCAGCUGACUUACCUCCACCUGGAGAAGAACAGCUUCAGCGUCUUCCCAAAAGGAGCCUUCAAAUUGCUUCCGGGACUACUUGCACUUCAUUUGGAAAACAACUCCAUUGCCAAGCUUGAGGCGAACGCCCUUAAUGGCGCCGAGAGCCUCAGAGCCCUCUACCUCACCGGGAACGCCGUUGACCACGUGUCACCAAAGGCUCUGGAGCAGGCCGCUGACCUCGAUACGCUCCACCUGGCAGGGAACAAACUGAAGGAAGUGCCCACUGAAGCCUUGAGCAAGUUGGGGAACGUGAAGGACCUGAGGCUGUCAGGGAACGCCAUUCGCUGGGUGGGACCGAAUGCUUUCCAGCCAUUGGGGAACUCACUGAGGGAGCUUUAUUUGGAUAAUAUGGGAUUGGAGAAGAUGUCGCAGAGCUCCUUGGCAGGCUUAGGUUUGGGUUUGAGGAGUCUCUUCCUGGAGGGUAACCAACUGGAAGAGGUGCCGGACCUCCAUCCGUUCACCUCCUUGGAGGUCAUCAACCUGGCCGACAACCCUCUGAUGUGCGACUGCCCUCUGCUGCCACUGCGCCUCUGGAUUGAGAAAGUCAACCUCAAGGUGCGAGCCACCUGUGCCAACCCGCCUGAGCUGAAGGGUCGCAGAGUCAAAGACGUCCACGUUUUCAAGGCCUGUCCGGGAGGCGAAGCCCUCCCCUCUGUUCCCAGCGUUGCCCCGAAACGCGCCAAGACGCCAAAGGCCACGAAACCCAAGCCGACGCACCUCGGCGGCAGUGCAAAGCAGGGUAAGAUGCUGAAAAGCAAAUUCAAACUUCGCAAGAGUCCAAAGACGAAAGCAGCCAAGAAAACAAAGAGACUGAGCAAGGUGUGAACAUGCUGUGUGCUAACUAAACCAAAACUACGCGUUUCAAGUUUGCAGUCUGUUCUCAGAUGAAAACAAGCAGUCAGUCUUCAUAGCAUUAGAUGCACAUUCUCAAUGACGGCCAUGUUUUGUUUUUUCGUUAAACCUAAAUGAUCAGGAUUGUUAAUCAGGCUCCUUUAGAGGUUGCCGAUGAACUGAUCACUUGAAUCCAAUACGUUGGAGGAAGGAAAACAUGCAGGAUAGCGGCCCCGAAGACCGAAGUUUGACACCUGCGCUAGCAUUUGAAGUGGGCAUCAGUACAGAACUCACAAUUGGCCUGAUGCUGGCAAAACUGCACUGCGCAGAUUUGCAAAUACAUGUCGUCUCUCUGUGGGGUGCCUGCCCGCCCAUCAAGUGUGAAAUAAAACAUCCAAGUAAGUCUUCUGUUAUCUGCUUAUUUCGGAAAAUGUGUAUCUCCAAGUGAGCAGUACUGCACUUUCACUUUCGGCUGUUAGCGAAGAGCAGUGGCGAUCCAAGAUGGAAUGGCACACUGUGCAAGGCCCCUGCUUUCGCGCUCCCCCCACCACGACAGAUUUAAAAAAAUAAAUUACCGGUACACACAAGCACACACAAUUGAGUCAACCUCAUUUUCUUUAAAAAUGUAUUGAAUUAU
Hippocampus zosterae (dwarf seahorse) is the source of this 3826-nucleotide messenger RNA. It is a transcript of the gene chadlb, whose product is annotated as chondroadherin-like b. Gene Ontology annotation, molecular function: protein binding. The transcript has 10 exons. The record is from RefSeq and is a predicted model, not a curated record. The coding region runs from base 859 to 3183 and encodes 774 amino acids. Lineage: Eukaryota; Metazoa; Chordata; Actinopteri; Syngnathiformes; Syngnathidae. Gene Ontology annotation, cellular component: extracellular matrix.